GGCUGCCGGGCACCAGCUCCCGGAGGUAAAGACAUCGGGAGGGAAGGCCCGAGGCCGCGGCGGAGCUCCCUGCGGCCGUCCCUGCCUGGUCCUCCGCCCCGGCGCCAGGGACACUCGGAAGCCCCCUGCUCCGGCCGUGCCACUGGAAACUUUACCCCGCAAAGUCCCCCUCCCGCCUGAUCGUGCCAUGAGGCGCCUGGUCGGCCGCGCGCCUCCGGGGACCUCGGAGCCCCGCGCGUGAUUGCCAGCCUCUCCGCGCCCCUCCGCGCCCUCGCCGCCGCCAGGAUGCGCUACGCGGACCCUUCGGCCAACCGGGAUUUGCUGGGGAACCGAACUUUGCUCUUCAUCUUCAUCUGCGCCUUCGCCUUGGUAACCUUGCUGCAACAGAUCCUCUACGGCAGGAACUACAUCAAGAGAGGCCUCCAGUUUGGCUGGCAGAGUGGAGACCAGCUGGCCAAUUGGACGGGGCUCUGUAAUGUCACCGACGACCAAGCAGUGCAGAGCGGCAGUGACUCCAGCUCCAGGUACUUUGAAUUUUACGAGGGACCUUUUGAAUAUAAUUCCACAAGAUGCCUGGAGCUGAGGCACGAAAUCCUGGAAGUGAAGGUGCUGUCCAUGGUGAAGCAGUCGGAGCUGUUCGACAGGUGGAAGAGCCUCCAGAUGUGCAAAUGGGCCAUGGACAUCUCUGAAGCCAACCAGUUCAAGUCCACUUUGUCCAGGUGCUGCAACGCCCCCUCCUUUCUCUUCACCACCCAGAAGAACACUCCCCUGGGGACAAAGCUCAAGUAUGAGGUGGACACCAGUGGCAUCUACCACAUCAACCAGGAAAUCUUCCGCAUGUUUCCGAAGGACAUGCCCUACUACCGGUCCCAGUUUAAGAAGUGUGCGGUGGUGGGCAACGGAGGCAUCCUGAAGAACAGCCGCUGUGGCAGGGAGAUCAACAGCGCUGACUUCGUGUUCCGGUGCAAUCUACCCCCCAUCUCAGAGAAGUACACCGUGGAUGUGGGGGUGAAGACAGAUGUGGUCACUGUGAACCCCAGCAUCAUCACAGAGAGGUUCCACAAGCUGGAGAAGUGGCGGCGGCCCUUCUACCGCGUGCUGCAGGUGUACGAGAACGCCUCGGUGCUGCUGCCCGCCUUCUACAACACGCGCAACACCGACGUGUCCAUCCGCGUCAAGUACGUGCUGGACGAUUUCCAGUCGCCGCAGGCCGUCUACUACUUCCACCCGCAGUACCUGGUCAACGUGUCGCGCUACUGGCUCAGCCUGGGCGUGCGCGCCAAGCGCAUCAGCACCGGCCUCAUCCUGGCCACGGCGGCGCUCGAGCUCUGCGAGGAGGUGCACCUCUUCGGCUUCUGGGCCUUCCCCAUGAACCCCCUGGGCCUCUACAUCACCCAUCACUACUAUGACAACGUCAAGCCCCGCCCCGGCUUCCACGCCAUGCCCUCCGAGAUCUUCAACUUCCUGCACCUGCACAGCCGCGGCAUCCUCCGCGUGCACACGGGCACCUGCAGCUGCUGCUGAGCGCGGCCCGCCAGGUUGCCCGCCCCGCCCAGGGGCAAACGGAAACUUCUCCCCCACUCUCCCUCCUGGUAGACCUGGGAGCCCCGCGGGCUCGGCCUUGGGCAGUGGCUCCCUGGGUAGUUCAGCUUUGUGCUUGGGUCCUGUGGGGUGGAGGCUAAGCUGCCCAGGCCUCAGUCUUCUCCCUUGUUUUACCCACACACAGUCUGCUGUGGGGCCACACCCCAAGAUCAGGGGCCCUGGGGAUUACAAGUGAAUAAAGCACAUUUCCACUCAAUUUUAGCAACUGAGAGAGCACAAACUGUAGUGGCCUUGUCACAGCUGAAGUCAGGCCCCACAGGAAUGGGGAAGACAGGAUACUUGAGCACAAUCGAGAUUUAAUUCAGACUUUCGGGUUCCUGGGUUUUAGACUGGGUCUCAGCUAGGUGGUGUUAUCCAGAAUCUAGAGCUUAGAGCCAACCCAGUGGCCCGAACUUCCUGGGAAAAAAGAGUGACUCAGAGCAUCCCAGGGAUGUGUCAACCAUGGGAAUGCCAAAGGCCUAAGCACAUGAGUGACACCGAGAUCUAAGGCAAGCCUGUGUGCUAGCAUCUUCUGCUAAGACAUCAUCAGCUUAGAAGAUCCACACCCUUUCACACACUUCCUCAGACACGCACACAGUCUCGGUGCCUCCAGGUUUAAUCCUGUGGUUGAUCUUUUGACUGGAAGGAAAUAAACCAGACUAGCCAUUUGCA
Molecule: messenger RNA, 2253 nt
Organism: Choloepus didactylus (southern two-toed sloth)
Lineage: Eukaryota; Metazoa; Chordata; Mammalia; Pilosa; Megalonychidae
Gene: ST8SIA5
Product: ST8 alpha-N-acetyl-neuraminide alpha-2,8-sialyltransferase 5
Exons: 8
Coding region: 286-1524 (412 amino acids)
Biological process (GO): N-glycan processing; oligosaccharide metabolic process
Molecular function (GO): alpha-N-acetylneuraminate alpha-2,8-sialyltransferase activity
Source: RefSeq, a predicted model, not a curated record